AGGGCUGGUCACCACGAGUUUCAGAUGCCAUUGUGGACAGGGUACGGCAGGCAUUUGCAAGGAGUUCUAUAAAAUCUGUAUGUACUGCAGCCAGGGAGUUGGAAAUGAGAAGAUCGACAUGGCACAAUGUCUUGCAUAAGAGUGCUCACAAGACAUUUACAGUGGGGUGUGCAGUUGAGAACAGUUCUCCAUCUACCCCUCAGCGCGCAUCAGAAUUAUUCAAAGUGGGGCACUCUGCCAAUUCUAAGAAGCAGGCCAAAGAUGUCCUGGUAAGCAGCACAUUGUCAAUGCUGCGAGACAUACAAACAGCAAUGAAUGGGAGCAGUGAGGAUGACAAGUUGGGCCAAUAUGUUGCAGCUGAGCUGAUAACAACUAAAAAUAGAAAAUUGAAUGCAGAGGCAAAGUGCCUCAUCAUGAAUGCCAUCAUGGGUGCAAUUCAGAAAGUUACUGAUCGUUAA
Schistocerca piceifrons (Central American locust) is the source of this 458-nucleotide messenger RNA. RefSeq lists its product as uncharacterized. The coding region runs from base 105 to 458 and encodes 117 amino acids. The record is from RefSeq and is a predicted model, not a curated record. The transcript is spliced from 2 exons. Lineage: Eukaryota; Metazoa; Arthropoda; Insecta; Orthoptera; Acrididae.